Molecule: messenger RNA, 881 nt
Organism: Penaeus vannamei (Pacific white shrimp)
Lineage: Eukaryota; Metazoa; Arthropoda; Malacostraca; Decapoda; Penaeidae
Source: RefSeq, a predicted model, not a curated record
CGAGUUCCUUGCUGAGCACUCUCUUGAUCCAAAAUGCGUUUCGUGACCCUGCUUCCCCUGGCCGUCGUGGUGCUCCUGCCCCUCGCGGAGGCCAUCAUCCUGCUAGAAACCACCGCCGCCACCGCCGCCACCACCUACGGCAUCACGAUCGGAAGCGGCGGCGCCGCUGCCGCUGCCGUCGCCGUGGCCGGUGCCCUGGUCCUGGGAGGCCUCGCCCUCGUCGCCGCCUCCAACCGCGGCAAGCGCGACGUGGGCGCCCAGUGCCUGCCGGCCAACAACCCCGACCUGUUCAUCACUCUCGCCGCCAACUCCGACCGCUUCGGCUGCGGCCUCCGCCUCGUGUGCGAGCUCGAGGCCACGCCCGACGAGCAGCUCAGCCAGGACGAGAAGCUCAUCCUCAGCCUCUUCGGCCGCCACGUGAAGCCCGCCACCUUCUCCCAGCUCAACACCCCCAAGUCCGGCUUCCUGUACGCUGCCUUCGUCGGGAGCAACGCCAAGAACGUGAGCGAGUGCGCCGAGGUGUUCGACCAGUGCGUGUUCGACCGCGAGACCAUCAUGAAGGCUUUCAACUCCCAGAAAUAAGGUCGGAGUGCCAGACGGAGCGAGUGCCAGGCGGGGCGAGUGCCAAGUCCCGGCGGCUCUUUGGCUUUUGGCUGGCGAGAACCUGAAGGAGGAGACUGAGAUCGAAAUAGGAGGAUUAUCAACAGCUCUUCUAAUGGAGGUUCUCGGGUCUGAUUCGCCGGUUCUCAGCGCUGUGUUGGGAAACCGGUCGUGUUCUUCCCCUUUGCUCAGGAUCCAUGAUGUUUACUAGUCGUGCAGAUUUGUUCAUGAGAUGUUUUUUUAUAUAUAUUUUACAGAAAAUAAUAAAAUGAUGAAAAAAA